Messenger RNA from Calliphora vicina (urban bluebottle blowfly), 786 nucleotides. RefSeq names its product collagen alpha-1(XI) chain-like. Lineage: Eukaryota; Metazoa; Arthropoda; Insecta; Diptera; Calliphoridae. The coding region runs from base 1 to 786 and encodes 261 amino acids. The record is from RefSeq and is a predicted model, not a curated record. The transcript has 2 exons.
AUGUUGCACAGAGUUAAAAUAUUGGUAAUUUUUUUGGCCUGUUUUGGUGCUAGUUGCCACUGUUCCUCUUUGAAGGCUCUGAAACAUGCCCGAUCUAAUGAUAACAAUGAUAAUUCUCCCCAAAUUGUCUACUAUUCACAAAGUGAUCAUUACCAGAAAAAGGACAAACCCAAAGAGCCUCAAAUAGUGGAGGAAGAUUUUGAAGAGACCGAGGAGCAGGAAAAAGAUGGCCGUAAAGUACCCGAUUAUCUAUAUCCCACCACCAUACCCAUGAUGAAUGAUAAUUUCAAAAUUGUUAUACCACAAAUGUCCAACUAUCCCAUGUAUGGUUUGGAAAAUCGCAUAGCUUUUAAUGAGAUGAGACCAGCGGCCAAUUACUAUAAUCCACAGCGUUUGUCUUUGGUCAAUCCCAAUUUACAAUUUGGCUUGAAUUUGAAUGCUAAUGCGGGCAUGUAUGGAGAACAGAGGCCAUCCAAGAAACCCAUGCCAGAAGAACAAUCUAUGUACCAACCAACAGCCAUAUUGCCAUUUAUCAUAGCGGGACCACCAGGACCUCCAGGGCCCCCUGGACCUGCCGGUCCUCAGGGACCAGCUGGCAGAAUGGGACCUCAGGGUAAGCCAGGACCUCAGGGACCCAUGGGACCUCCUGGUCCCCAAGGACCUUCUAGCAAUCCAAAUAAUGCUUACGCCGCCUUAGGACAAAGUCAUGGUGUUUGGUAUACCGGUGGCAAGCCCAUUAUACCAAUUUUACAAUCCAACAAUAAUAACAAUAAUGAGGAACAAUAA